Drosophila mojavensis is the source of this 790-nucleotide messenger RNA. Its product is annotated as heat shock factor-binding protein 1. Gene Ontology annotation, molecular function: transcription corepressor activity. Gene Ontology annotation, biological process: cellular heat acclimation. The coding region runs from base 176 to 436 and encodes 86 amino acids. The record is from RefSeq and is a predicted model, not a curated record. NCBI's taxonomy places the organism in Eukaryota, Metazoa, Arthropoda, Insecta, Diptera, Drosophilidae. Gene Ontology annotation, cellular component: nucleus; cytosol. The transcript is spliced from 2 exons.
CUCUAAAGAACUACUAUCGCGCUACAGCUGUGCUCUGGCAAAUUGCUAAAAGUUUUUCUAUAUAGCCGCAGCCGCCGACGCAAACAGAAGCAAGGAAAAGAGGAAAACGGCUAACAAAGAGCGAAAACCAAAAAUUUUUGUACUUUUUUAAAAAUAAUAACAACAAAGCCAUAAUAUGACUGAUUUGCGCAAUGAGAUAGACAGCGAUCUGGAUCAGAACUACUCACUGAACAGCAAUGCGGAUCCAAAGAAUAUGCAGGAGCUAACAAUUUACGUACAAAAUCUGUUGCAGAAUGUGCAAGACAAAUUUCAAACGAUGUCAGAUCAAAUAAUCACACGUAUCGAUGACAUGGGCAAUCGGAUCGAUGAUCUGGAAAAGAGCAUUGCGGAUCUGAUGAAUCAGGCGGGUGUCGAGGGAGCGGCACCGGAGAAAUGAGUGAAUCCAAGAUAUCAGUGCCCAGUGCCACGCCCACAUUUAAGGCAUGCAGCACCACAAUCACAUAUACAUCGAACAUCUACACAACAUACUACAUAUACACACGUACACAUUUACUCUCACACUUUUGUAACAAUUCCAAAAUCUCACAUUCAUUCACACCCAUGCAAUUGCUCCCCAAAUGUAUCCAAGCCACAUUUUGCUCAUUUCCUAUUUUUUGCAUAGUUUUAAGUUAAUGUCAAAAUUUAAGUUAAGUGCAUUUUGGAAAGUUUCAUUGUUAGGCAAUAAUUUGAAAUUUUUGCCGAUACACGUUUUUUAUUAUAAUUAAAAAUCAAGAAUUGUACACACUAAAAA